Talaromyces proteolyticus is the source of this 642-nucleotide messenger RNA. RefSeq lists its product as uncharacterized. The record is from RefSeq and is a predicted model, not a curated record. NCBI's taxonomy places the organism in Eukaryota, Fungi, Ascomycota, Eurotiomycetes, Eurotiales, Trichocomaceae. The coding region runs from base 1 to 642 and encodes 213 amino acids. The transcript has a single exon.
AUGUCUGGCAAAGUGCCCCCCACUACCAACCCGACCGCUCGUGAGAAAUUUGCUAUACCGCACGGCGUGUCUCCUGAAAUUUGGCAAGUUCUUGACAAACAAUGGGAGGGCAAUGUAGCUGCGGACUUGCGCAAGCUGAACUUUGUACGAAACAUAACUGAGAAAUAUACACAUUUCGGUGAUUAUCCGGCUGAUUUCUGCUGGCGAGUAAACGAAGGAAAGAGCGACUUGAUCAACAAUAUAGACCUUGAACUUGCUGAAGUUCGAUACGGUCAAAUUCAAGGUAUCGCGUCAUCAAAGCCUUCCCUCUGGCUGAUACUAAAACACAAGGGAAACGAAUACAAAAUAGGCCACUCCAGCAAGUGGUCUAUCUUUACAGCCUAUAUCCAGAUAUUGAAAAGUGAUCUAUCUCUUGAGGACAUCAUAUCAAAGGAUGUUCCUGUUCACGUUGUCCGAACUACUCAGCAUGAGUCAGAUACUUACUUACUACUUGCAAUGCAUGCUGAGAUAGACGAAUGGGGUUCCAUCCAAAGCAUGUGUGAAGGGAGACUUCAAGAGGGCGACUUAUUGGUUGUUCACUUGAUAGAUAGCCAUCCUGCAGGGCAACAUAGGAGUGCCAUUUGGAAGGUGGCAGACGACUGA